Messenger RNA from Quercus lobata, 723 nucleotides. RefSeq lists its product as uncharacterized. Bases 1 to 723 code for a protein of 240 amino acids. The record is from RefSeq and is a predicted model, not a curated record. The transcript has a single exon. Lineage: Eukaryota; Viridiplantae; Streptophyta; Magnoliopsida; Fagales; Fagaceae.
AUGCAAGCUUUUAGAGAUGUAUUGGAUGAGUGUGGUUUUAUGGACCUUGGGUUUAUGGGAUCAAAGUUCACAUGGCAUAAGCAUUAUGAAAAUUUCACAGUAUGGGAGAGAUUAGAUAGGGCAGUGGCUAACAAUGAGUGGUUUUCUUUGUUUCCAGAUACACAAGUUCAUCAUCUUGAUGUUACCACUUCAGAUCAUAAGCCCUUGUUAAUCAAUCUAGAUGGAAUGGACUGUAAGCAACAGAGGCCUUUUCGUUUUGAGCAGAUGUGGAUGAGUGAACCGGGGUGUGGGGCAACAAUUGAAGCGGUAUGGCAGCAGGGAGGAGACGGUCAUAGGGGAGAGAGAGUGAUAAAAAAAGUGGAUAAAUGCGGGAAAAGCCUAACCAAAUGGAGUAAGACUUGUUUCCGGAAUGUGAGACGGGAGUUGGAACAAAAGAGGAAAAAACUAGCUCAGGCCGAGAGAGUAGUUUGCAGUGGGGGUUCAGUGUUACUGAUGAAGAAAUUGGAGAAAGAAAUAAAUGUACUCCUUGAUAAAGAGGCACAGAUGUGGGGGCAACAGGCUAAGGUGCAAUGGUUAAAAGAUGGGGACAGGAAUACGAGGUUUUUUCAUAGCAAAGCCUCACAACGAAGAAGGAAAAACUACAUCAAGGGGCUGUAUGAUAAUGAAGGCCAAUGGUGCACUAAUCCUAACCGAAUGGAGGAGAUUGUGUUGGAGUUUUACUAG